AUGCUGCGCACCGUCUUCGCGGUCACCCUGUGCAUACUUGCCCUUCAAUGCUACUCUGCGGCUGCCCUGGCCCCGCACCUGGAAUGUGAACCUUUCUGGGAUGCUAUCACCUACUGCAGCGGUGACAGCGCCGUUGGACUCUGGGAGCGCAGGUGCGAUCUGCAACCCCUCAACAGGGCGCACUACAUCGCCUCCGGCAGGAGUGGCGCCAGCUACGAGCCGACCUCGGACGGCCAGACUUUCGGACCGAGCACUUGCAGAACCUCCGGCGCUACCGCCACUAGCACGCAGACCUGCUGCUCUGGUCUUGCUAAAGUUGCCGGAUUCUGCCAGCCGGUCAAGAGGUCCUCUGAUUCGGAGGUCGAGGUGAAGAGGCAAACCUCUAGCCUGGUUACCGGUUAUGAGAGGUGCCACCACCACUGGUCUCUGACUGGUCCGGCCAGCUACGAGGGCAACUGUUUCAUUCGCCGUCUGUCAACCCACCUGCCCGCCAACUACAUUAUCUGGAACGACAAAAAUCUUGCCAACUGCAGCGGAGAGCCUGUUGCCGUGGCCGAUUCGCUCACCUUUGGCUCCGCUGUUCCUUCGCGAGUGGAUGCGAACGGUUUUGUCAACAUCGACAAGUGCCAGAGCAACAUGAACUGGUGCCACUGCUGCUCUAAGAAGAAGCUGAGCCCUCUCUUCGGCAGCUUCGAGUACGCUGCGGGUCCUGGCCUCGACAUGGACGCCUUUGACGGACUCGAUUCCGGCACCACAUUCUUGGAUGACUACAUCGUCUCCAAGCAAAAGGUCGACCUAGACGGAGGCUGCUCCAGCGUCGUGCCGAGUUUCAGCAAGUACUUCCGGGAGAAGAUGGGCUUCUGGACGGAGUGCGAGACGCUCACGUUUGGACCUCUUCUUGGCGGCGUGUCGUCAGGACCAACUCCACUUGUAGCUACUCCAAAGAUCAAGCGGAAAGAGGGUUUGUUCAGUGCCUUCUGGAUCGGAUGA
Acanthamoeba castellanii str. Neff is the source of this 990-nucleotide messenger RNA. RefSeq lists its product as uncharacterized. Lineage: Eukaryota; Discosea; Longamoebia; Acanthamoebidae. The record is from RefSeq and is a predicted model, not a curated record. The transcript is spliced from 6 exons. The coding region runs from base 1 to 990 and encodes 329 amino acids.